This is a messenger RNA of Dermacentor andersoni, 3672 nucleotides long. RefSeq names its product alpha-(1,3)-fucosyltransferase C-like. Gene Ontology annotation, cellular component: membrane. Gene Ontology annotation, molecular function: fucosyltransferase activity. Lineage: Eukaryota; Metazoa; Arthropoda; Arachnida; Ixodida; Ixodidae. The record is from RefSeq and is a predicted model, not a curated record.
AUGCGGCACCCACGGCUACGGGCCACCAUUGCUGUAACAGCGACGGUGUUGGUAAUAUACUACUCGCUGUGGGUCCACCAUGGCAGGAAGCGCGACAAGUCAACGACGGUGCCUCAACCCUACCCCAAGCAAGCAUUGCCAGGGAAGCUUAGCAGUGAGCCCGAAGUUUCGACGACCACCACGACUACUACAAAGACCACCACGACUACUGCAACGACCACCACGACUGCUACGACGACCACAACGACAACAAAAAGUCCACAAAGAGAUGCCUGGAAGCCCUUCUACCGCCGCAAGAGGCCCGAUGGACAGCCAGAUCUGCCGAGAAUCCUCUUCUGGACGACCAUUUACGGUUACUGGUUUUCGGAUCUCACGGAGGAGGGAGUGGCCGAACUCGAGUACAAGGGGUGUCCCGAUCGCUGCAUUAUCGCCAACGACCGGCGCACGCUUAAUGUCAGUGACGCCGUUGUCUUCUACGGCCACGACCUAGAGCCCAAACGCUUGCCCAAAGAGCGGGCCCCUUUCCAGAAGUGGGUCUACUGGUCCCUCGAACCUCCGUGGCACUGUCCGGUGGCCUCGCUCAAAGGUCUCACCAAUACUAUCAACUGGACCAUGACUUACAGGCUCGACUCGGACAUCCUGGACACCUACGCCACGAUCACAGAGCAAAAGCCAGCUCUAAACCUGUACUCCAAGAAAUCCCUCAAACGCAUCUGGGAGCUAAAGUACAAGAUGGCCGCCUGGGCCGUCAGCAGCUGCAAUACGUCCGGAAAGCGCGAGGACUACGUGCGAGAUUUACGGAAGUACCUCGACGUAGACGUGUACGGACACUGCGGAGAAAAGCAAUGCCCUCGGCAAAACGAGACCGCUUGCUACAAGAUGUUCGCCAAAAACUACUUCUUCUACCUCUCCUUCGAGAAUUGCAUCUGCAAGGACUACGUCACCGAGAAGCUUUUCAAGCUGCUAAGGCACGACAUCGUCCCUGUCGUGUAUGGUGGAGCAAACUACACUCACGCUGCGCCUCCGGGAUCGUUCAUCGACGCCCUUAGCUUCGAGUCACCGAUGCAUUUGGCCCGCCAUCUUAAGAGAGUGGCCGAGGACUACAACCUGUACAAGAGUUACUUCCGGUGGAAGGGCAAGUACAACGUGAAGCCAUUCAGUUACUACAACUUUUGCGCACUAUGCCGGAAGCUGCACAGCGAAGACUUCAAGAAGACUUCGGUGGUGCCGGACAUCUACCACUGGUGGAACACAACUUCGUACUGUCGUGCCUGGAACCGCGGCACUCAGAAGUUCGAGUACUAAUUGAUGGUUUAGAAAGGGUACGGUGGAAGUUACUGUCGCGAUCCCCGCUUAUCCAACUAAUGUGCAAGGCCGGAGCAGAAUUUUGCUUCGGACGAUUGUAGACAUGGUACUUCCAAGGCAGUGCAUAUUUAGUUAGUGAUCCUAUGACGGUCAUCUUCCCACCUCCGCCGCCGCUGAAAGCAACCAAGGUCUCCCUGCGUGUGCUUCUGUUAAAUGUAUAUAGUUCGCCUGCAAUAAGACGCGAAGGCACAACGUUAGGUCCGGGAGAAAGGACAUUGCAACAGUAUUUUGCGACGGUAGAAAAUGGACACCCUACGGUUAUCAAAUGUUCGGGCACUGAAAUCUGCCAGAAAAGUUGCUGCAAUGUCGUUUAAAUUGUCGAGAUUUGUGUCCGCCAGUAUUGCUGAACACGGUGGAUCUUUUCAGAUCAUGGAAGCUAAGUAGCAUUCUGCUUCGUCACUACGUUGGAAGGAGGCCAACUGAGCACUCUCGACCACUGAUGGUUUCACUUCCGCUGAAUAGUUGAGCGGCUCGCGUUGAGCGAUGCAUUUGCAGUGUCUGCGACAGAAAAUCUUCCCCUCCCCGAUGGAACGCGCCCAUAGCACCCGACCGUGAGCCACAUGGAGCACAUGAACGCAAACGACUCAUGCCAGGGUGAAGCUGCAAGUCUCGGUCAGCAGGGAAAGGAUUUAGAACGUUAAAUAACUGACGACACCGUCUCUGGUAUUUUGAUUUUAGAGCGCGCCUGGUCCCUCUUGGCAGCUCGUCGCUCAUCCGUAUUCACACAUACGGUAGGAAGAAUUGUUACGGGUAAUUUUUGAGAGCUACUGCUUACUCACGGCUACGGUCGUCAGCACCAAGCGGUAGACAGUAUUUUAAGUCACAGAUGCACUCCAUUAAAACCCUAGUUCACAAGAAUUCACAAUACAGGCUCGUAGCGGAAUUGAAUAUGUCUGAGGGAGCCGGUAUGCCAAAAAGUAAAGCAUUGUUACACUAUAUUUUAGUCAUAUAAAUGCAGUGAUAAACGCAAGUAAGCCUCACAGCACAUUCCUAAAAAGGAUACUCAACCGACUCACGUUGCGGUGUAUCUGCUCGUCACACUGUACACAGACUCUCUUGGAUCGACAGACCCGGUGACUUGCUCGCAGUACUAGGACGGCCUCCAUCAACAAGCAUUGAGAAGUAUGUGUUACUACUGAAGAAGGAGUCGAUGUGACUAGGUCAGGGAUCCAUGCAAGCAUCUCUUGGCAGUCAAGGGGACCUCUUUACGAUGACAAGAACGACCCUUCUUCAGAGUGUCAUUUGUCGACCGACAAACAAUGGUGGCCUACAAGACGACCACGGCAAUAGUUGGUGAAACUACCCCUUGGUACAGAAAAUAUGACUUCCGCCAGGGUUGUCACAUGACGACGUAUACGCUAAAAUGGGAGCGCACAACGUAUGAUAACCUGCGUGUAAGAAAUGCAAAUUUCGCCUGCAGCUCUCUCCCACCGUUAAAUGUUAUAAUAAAUUGUAAUACUAGAAGCAACUCAACAAAUGUUGCUGUACACCUUAGUGCGUAAAAUACCAAAAGUAAAAGCUUCGCCACUAUUACGUAUUAACCUCAAGAGCAUCAGCGAACAAGACUUCGCAUAAACAGAAGACAACACUCUUAUCUGCUAAAUUGGAAUCAAAGGCUGAGCUAAACAAUCACUGUGCUUCUGCUGCCACAUCCGGUAUGCAUUUUUUUAUUUGUAAAAAUCGUCAUGAAUAGCUGCAAUAUGUCGAAAGUUCUUAUGUAAUAUAGCAUUCAAGAAAGUUUAACAAGAUUUCGAUUGCUUUGCCAUGACAAAGGACUUCCUUAUUCCAGUAUGCCAUGAAGGAAAUUUUGGACAAACACACUAAUGAACUAUUAUUUCCGUGCUCGUAUUAAACCACGAAUUUGAUAGUUAGAAAAAAGGAAUCGUGCAGCACAAAUGCCAGCGGAAAAAAAGAAUAUAUCUAAAGUUGACAUAAUAUAUAUUGCAUGAUGAACAGUGCCAAAUGAAAAUGAAUAGUGCAAUUUAGCAUAGUAAGUACAUCACACAAUGUUCGAAAUGUGCAACUUUACCAUCCUUUCAUUCAAUUUGUGAAAAAGGACUGUUGUUUUACGUCUCCUUGCCUCUGUCAGGACUACCUCCAUGUUUGUCCUAAACUUUAUUUGCGCGUUACAGAUCUGAAAGCACGACACAACAGUUAAAAACGUGUACAAAUUUUAUUCAAUAAAUAUAAACGCACAUAAAUCACAUCACAAUCAGAGUACAUAUGUGAUUCCAGGGGAUGAAUGACUAGGUCUAACCAGAGGAUUGUCGAAGUAUUCAGUCUGUCGGACACAGUGAACGAAGUGAG